Molecule: messenger RNA, 2739 nt
Organism: Prinia subflava (tawny-flanked prinia)
Lineage: Eukaryota; Metazoa; Chordata; Aves; Passeriformes; Cisticolidae
Gene: CCND3
Product: cyclin D3
Exons: 3
Source: RefSeq, a predicted model, not a curated record
CCCCUGGAAAGAAAAAUCCCGAUUUUCCCCUUCCUCCUCCAAGCUCUGCCCGCAGCUCUGCACAUCCCAGGGCUGGAAUUGCACCACGUCCCCAACCUUGGGGACAUCCCCUGUGCCCUGGGACCUCCUGAUGGCCCUGUCCUGCUGUCCCCACAGCACUGGGAGCUGCUGGUGCUGGAGAAGCUCAAGUGGGACCUGGUGUCGGUGAUCGCCAACGAUUUCCUGCCGCACAUCCUGCACCGGCUGCCGCUGCCCGCCGGCAAGGCAGAGCUGGUGAAGAAGCACGCCCAGACCUUCAUCGCCCUCUGUGCCACAGACGACACCUUUCUGAUGUACCCUCCCUCCAUGGUGGCCACGGGCAGCAUCGGCGCCGCCAUCCACGGCCUGAGCCUGGCCCCGAGCGGCCUCGGCGGCGACGCCGUCACGGAGCUGCUGGCCGGGAUCACGGGCACCGAGGUGGACUGCCUGAAGGCCUGUCAGGAGCAGAUCGAGGCGGCCCUGGCCGAGAGCCUGAAGCAGGCGUCCCAAUCCCAGCAGGAAUUCAGCGCCAAGGCGGCGGCGUACGGGGGCAGCCAGCCCACGGGCACCCCCACGGACGUCACCGACGUCAACCUGUGACCAGCCACCCUUCCCUGGGGGCUCCGGGCCCUCCCUGAGCACCCCCAGCCCCCUGCGUCCCCCCCUGCCCGCCCAGCGCCUCCGAGGGGCCCUUCCCAAGCCGGGGGGGGAGCGGCCGAGGUGGGCACGGGGAGCAGGAGCCUGGAUCAAGUUUGGAAUUGUUUCUGUGUUGGUGUUCCCCGGCUCUCCGGGGCGUUCAGGGCAGCCCCGUGAGGGACAAGAAUCAGGGAGAGCCGAACCCUGCAGGACCCGAAUCCUCCUCGCCCCCUCGGGGCUCGUGGAGCAGCUGCUUGGUGGCCCCUCGGCGCCGAUUGCUUCGUGCCACGUCCCCAGAGCUCCGGGGGAGGUUGUGCAGCUGCUUCUGCUUGGAGAGGACUGGCGGGGCUUGUUUGUUUUUUGCUGUUGGAUGUGGGAAUUCGGGCCGUGCCUCGGGAGGAGCGCGGGGUCCCCUCGGCUUUUCCGCCGGCCCACGGAGGCUGCUUAAUUUAUUGUUCACUGCUGGGAAAUGGGGAGGGAGCAGAGCUGGCGUUCCUCGGGGUCUGGAUGCCGCUCUCCUCUCCUUCCCCAAAAAAAUAAAAGUGCCUUCCCCCUUUUGCCCCUUCCCUGGCUCCCCGGGCAGUGGGAGGCUCUCCUCGGAGGCUGGGUGGUCCUUGGGUAGCUUAGGCAUCAGAUUUAAGGAAAACCUUUGAAUGUGCUGCUAUAGUCUGGGCUGCAUCAUCUGCACUCUUCCAGGGCAGGGAUUUCGGAUCACGCUCAGGAGGGGGCUGCGUUCACCCACGCGGAUCCCGAGCUGCCUCCUGAGAGAGGGUGGAAAACUGCUGCGCACUUGAGUUGGGAAAGCAAUUACUGCGAUUAUUUUGUAUUGUUGUUGUUGAUCCUGUUAGUUUUUUAUAAAAAUUGUUGUAAAACAGGAAAAAAAAAACCAAAAAAACAAUGCUGCUUUUCUAUGAGAAAACCUUUACAGAGUGGAAGAAUUAACCAGGAGACUCCACAGGGAUGGGAGGCAGAUGCUGCUGCUGCUGCUUGGGGACCUCUGGCUGCUGUCCUCCCACGGGGGAUGUGGAAAAGGAGGUGGAAAUCUUCCUUUCUGCAUGCCAGCAGCCACACAAAAAUCCGGCGGAAAAAGGUGGGGCUGCUGCUCCUCCCUGAGCCUGCCUGGUCCGGAAACCCACGGAGCCGCUGCCUCCUGCGAGCAGGAGGGCAGGGACAGCCUGGCUGUGCAAAAGGAAAUGCGUUUCUUUCUUUUUUAUAUAUAUAUAUAUAAAUGAGGUUUUUAAUUUAAGAGUAAAUUGGUUUUGGUGUUCACUCGCACGAGUCCCGCUGCUGGGAGAGCCAGAGAACCCCGUGAUGUUGCAAUAAAAUAUUUUAAACAAAAAAACAAAACUGGCAGCUCGAGGGUUUCCCUUGCGCCGUUCCCAGGGUGGGGCUGGGAUCUGGGGAUCCCUUGGGAGCUCCAGCCCUGCUUGUGGAGGGCUGGAGAGGGCAGGCAGGACCCAAAGGACACCCGGGGCAGCUCAGGGGUGGUGAUGGAGCCCAGCACCUUCUCCCAGCAGCCUGGAGGGCACUGGAGCAGCUCAAGUGGUGGCAGGAGAGGGCCUCAGUGCCUCUCGUGCUCGUCAGGCCCUGGCUGCUUCAAAAUGAGAUAAAUCAGGAAGUCACAGAGGCUGCGGCGUGUGGGGACCCAGCUCCUGCCCCUGCCAGCAGAGGUGACAGCAGGCAGGGCUGGGCACGGCUCAGGCGCAGCUGGGGCUCCUCUCCGUGGCCCAAAGCUGCACGGCACAGUGACAAUGACAGUGGCAGUGACAGUGGCAGCAGGGCCCGGGGAGGUGCAGCCUCCUGGAAAAGCCCCUUUGGGUUUUCCAGCAGAGGUGGCACUUGGGUGACAGGAGCAGGCCAGGCAGGUGGCCUCGUGGCCAGGUGAGGCCCUGUGGCUUCAAGAAGUAAACCCUGGGGGGACUUUGAGUGUUUGGGAAGAUCCCUGGGCAAGGAGUUCCAGCAGCUGGUGGGGACAGGGACAGGCUGGGAGCAGCCCUGGCUGAUGGACACAGCUCUGGUUUUAUUUCCAAAUACAGGAACGAGCCAAAGUGUCCCAGUGCUGGUGGCACCGGGCUCCUGAGGGGG